Molecule: messenger RNA, 255 nt
Organism: Bipolaris victoriae FI3
Lineage: Eukaryota; Fungi; Ascomycota; Dothideomycetes; Pleosporales; Pleosporaceae
Exons: 2
Coding region: 1-255 (84 amino acids)
Source: RefSeq, a predicted model, not a curated record
AUGGUCCGACUUUCCAUCUUCGCAGUCAUCUUCGCUGCCGUCACUUCUGUCGCCGCUGACGGAUACUGUCAAUGCCUCUUCCCGGAUGGCUCCCACUGCUGCGUUGUUUCAUAUGGCAUCAGGAAAGAGUGCGUGGCGAAUUGCAAAGACAAUGGAAACUCAGACAGGAUGUGCAAUGCGGGUGGCAAGUACUCGGACGUUAGCUCGUGGAACGGAGGAUGGCGCCGUGCCUGCAAGUACGAGUACGUCGUCUAG